Gambusia affinis (western mosquitofish) is the source of this 5223-nucleotide messenger RNA. RefSeq names its product phosphatidylinositol glycan anchor biosynthesis, class K (gene pigk). Gene Ontology annotation, molecular function: GPI-anchor transamidase activity. The transcript has 11 exons. NCBI's taxonomy places the organism in Eukaryota, Metazoa, Chordata, Actinopteri, Cyprinodontiformes, Poeciliidae. Gene Ontology annotation, cellular component: GPI-anchor transamidase complex. Gene Ontology annotation, biological process: proteolysis; attachment of GPI anchor to protein; protein localization to cell surface. The coding region runs from base 90 to 1241 and encodes 383 amino acids. The record is from RefSeq and is a predicted model, not a curated record.
UUUUAUUUUGAAAGGUCUCGUACUGGAAGUAGUCGCGCAGUUUGGCUUUUUACUUCCUCGAUGUCCAGCAGUGUUGACAGCGCUGCACAAUGAAAUUACUCACUUUAUUAAGUUUAUUCGUAACGUAUUUAGUUACGGAUUGCAUUAAUAUCGAGAAUACAGCAGGCCAGUUCUUUAGCAGCGGUCAUACAAACAACUGGGCUGUUCUGGUGUGUACCUCCAGGUUCUGGUUCAACUACCGACAUGUGGCCAAUUCUCUGUCGGUGUACAGGAGCGUAAAGAGGCUGGGCAUCCCUGACAGUCAUAUAGUUCUGAUGCUGGCCGACGACAUGGCUUGUAACCACAGAAAUCCUAAACCGGCCACAGUGUUCAGCCACAAGAACAUGGAGCUGAACGUCUACGGAGACGACGUUGAGGUGGAUUACCGUGGAUACGAGGUGACAGUGGAGAACUUCCUGCGAGUCUUGACUGGACGGCUUCCCCCCAGCACUCCUCGCUCCAAACGCCUCCUGUCGGACGACCGAAGCAACAUCCUCAUAUACCUCACUGGUCACGGUGGAAACGGCUUCCUUAAGUUUCAGGAUUCGGAGGAGAUCAGCAACGUGGAAUUGGCUGAUGCUUUUGAGCAAAUGUGGCAGAAAAGAAGGUACAACGAGCUGCUCUUCAUCAUCGACACCUGUCAGGGCGCCUCCAUGUACGAGAGGUUUUACUCUCCAAACAUCAUGGCUCUGGCCAGCAGUCAGGUCGGGGAAGACUCCCUAUCGCACCAACCAGAUCUGGGAAUAGGAGUCCAUUUAAUGGAUCGCUACACCUUCUACCUGCUGGAGUUCCUGGAGGACAUCCACCCGGCGAGCAAAGCCAACAUGAACGACCUGUUCAAAGUUUGUCCCAAGAGUCAGUGCGUGUCCACUCCGGGUCAUCGGACCGACCUUUUCCAGAGGGAUCCGGGAAGCGUCCUCAUCACAGAUUUCUUCGGCAGCGUCCGCAAAGUUGAGAUCACCACUGAAGUUGUAAACUUAACGGACCCCAUCGAGCAAGUGGACGAGAGCCCUGCGAAUGGAGAGGCGCGUGAAGCGAUGUACUCGUACGUGGACCAGCUGCCGGUGUCUGAGAUCAUCCAUCAGAAACCAAAGCAGAAGGACUGGCAUCCUCCUGACGGCUUCAUCCUGGGCCUGUGGACUUUAAUCCUGCUGGUGUUUUUCAAGACCUACGGUGUUAAACAUCUAAAGCACAUCUUCUAAGGAUCCGGCGCAGACGCAGCUGGACAUCCCAGGACCCGGGGAGUCUUUCCUGAAGCUGCAGAUUGUGACGGGUUUUUAUAUGUGGGAAGAUGAGCAACAGAAACUACUGAUUUGUAUAAAGCUCCAUAAACUAUUGGUGCCUUUUUUUAUGUUUUAAAGCUGCAGUAUGUAACUUUUAUAAAAAUAUGUUGUUUUUUUUAACCAUCUUUAAUAAAACGAUCACCAUGUCCUGACAGUGUAAGACAGAUAAUCUGUGAAACAAAUGUAGCUCUUCCACUUCCUACAUGAGCCAUUACUGUGGUCUGACAACAGCCAAUCAGAGGCAGGAGGCGGCUCUUAGUGCUGUCAAUCAUCCUCGUGUACGCUGCUCAAUGUGCUAAGGAUGGAAAUGAUGUUUUAUUUGUUUUUCUGUUAUGCGUGUUGUUUUCUAUUCUUAUUGAUAUUUCUUUACUUUGGUGAUUAGGUUGUAAAAUGUGAAUCUUAUAUAAAAAAUUUUUACCAUCGUUUUGGUAUUAUACAAAAAAAAAGAUGGCAGCAUUUGUGGCAGGUUAUGUGUGUUUUACUAAGGUUCAGCUUGGCAAAAAACAAGUGGGAGUCUCUCAAUGAAUAUGAGGGUGAUUGACAGCGCUAAGACCCGCCCCCUGGCUCUGAUUGGUUGUUUUUGACUAAGCGUUGUAUUUCUGCAGUUUUUUGGGGGUUUUUGCAGAUUAUCUGUUUGAUUAUGACGUUUCCAGUGGAGAGAAUAAAAAACAGCAUCUGUUCCUGGUUUUCUACUCUUAAAGAAAACAUGUAUUUAUAUCUUAUUAAUUGUCAAUGACAUUGUAAGCUUUGUAAAUAGAGCUGACUAAGCGCUUUUGGAAAUUUUUGAAAAUCGGGAUCUUGCUGCUGUCUUGUAAAAGUAACUGAGGAUCUUAUGUGACAGAGCAACAAAAAGUAACUCAUAACAGAGGAGUGGAUGGAGUAAAAGAGAAUGUUAAGUACAAGAAUAAAAUUAUAAUAUUAGCAGAGUAAAGUCCAUUAAUGAGAAUAACGUUUUACUGUACGACUUUAUUCUUGUCAUUACAUUAUUUUCUUAAUCAAAGGUUGUGUGUUAAUAUUUUUCCCCAGGUUUUCUAAAAUUUCUACCUAUUUUCUACAGAAAUGAGGUCAGUCAGAUCCGACCCAGAGGGAUUCUGAACAUUAGCUUUUCAGUUUCCUUUUACAUUGACGUUAGGAUUAAGGCCUGGACUUUGACUGAGCCAUUCCAGAGUAAGUUGUUGCUGUAUAUUUAUUAUGUUGUAUAUUCAGUUGAGUUGGACGUCCGCCACAGCCUCCGGUCUGCUGUUCGUUCAUCUUUCCAUAUUUAAAUGAUGGAUUGAAUGUUUGAUUUUAUUUUCUAACUUUACUUGGAACGACUCCAUAAGAUCUUCUCUGACCCGUCUGCUGCGUUCCUUCAUGAUGCCGUUUGCUCGCUAACGUUCUCCAUCUAGAUUACUUGAUCGAAUAGUUUUUGAACAUAAAUGGUUGGAUUUUAUUUAUUCUGAGGUUUUAGAGUAAAAGGGGCUGGACACAAACUCACUUUUUACAUUUUUAAUAGUAAGAAUUUUAUAAAAACAUAUUUCCACUUGUUCUUUACUACUUUUUGUUGCUCUGUCACAUAAAAUUCCUAUAAAAUAUGUAAAAGUUUUGUUACACAAGGUGAUAAAGUUUAAGGUAUAUGAACAAUUUUUCCAAAAAUGUACGUAUCAAGAAGUUUGGUUUUGUUUUAUUUUGGCAAAUGGUUAAAUGUUCAGCCGUUUUUCAUCUAUUUCACUUGUUCUGUUUCUCCAUAUAUUUUUGUGUCGCAUGCAGAGUUUUGCUCCUCGGUUGCACCUUCAUGCUUUAUGAUGCACUGAACUGAGUCUGCAGAUAAUUUAAUUUAUUUGGAGAGCACGUUGCCCCGCAUAUUUCAGCUGCAGCAGCCUAUUUGUUUAAGUGCUACUCUGACUGUCUGCUGGGUCACAGAAGGAAAAACACGCUGAUUGGUCGUGAGUUGGAUGUGGAGAGAUUACUGCAGGGGUGUCCAAAGUGCGGCCCUGGGGCUGGUUUGCGGCUGGCAGAAUGAUUCUGUGUGGCCCUUGUCCACAAUUCAAGAAUAUCAGCUUUAUUUCAGCGUAUUGGUAACUUUGAUAUGCUUAGAGGAAACUAAAGUAAAAUGCUGCAGACAAAUUAGAAGAGUUGUAAAAUCUGAAUAGUUUGUGUUGCUCAAAUUUUCUAUUUAUCAACCAAAUGAUUUUGCUUUCAUUUUAAUUUGACAGCAUGUAACUCCACAGCCAACCAGCAACUUUUACUCAAACGUAGAAUUGGAGCACAUCCCUUCUUUAGAGAUUUAAAGCUGCAGUGUGAAGCUUCUUUAAAUAUAUAUAUAUAUUAUUUUUACAUUUGUUGAAACUGUAACUGUCGUGACAGUUUAGAAACAGAUAAUCUGUGAAAAAACCGAGCUUCUCCAUCUUCUCCCACUGCUAACUAGAAACAACCAAUCAGAGCCAGGAGGCGGGCCUUAGUGCUGUCAAUCAACCUCUUCAUCACCCACUUGUGCUGUGCUACACUGCAGCUAGCAUAGCAUGUUGUGAAUGCUCAGGCUAGUUAGCAUGUGACCAAUAACAGCAGAUAAACGGUUUUCUUGUAACAAAAAGUUGUUUCUCCACCAUUAGCACAUAUAGCAGGAUUACAUGAGGUUGAUUGACAGCGAUAAGACCCGCCUCCUGGCUCUGAUUGGUUGUUUUUGGUUCAUUUCUUUACAUGGCAAUAGCAACUCAUGCUGAAGAUGGAGAGAUCAAUCUUUUCACGGAUUAUCUGUCUCAUAACAAAAACAAAUAUAUAAAGAACAUAUUUUUAUCUAAGUUACAUUCUGCAGAUUUAAGAAGGUUUAUAAAAGAAAAAGAGGGACUUGUGUCUUGUUCUUGUAGCUUAGAGUGGAUCUAAAAUAAACCGAUUCUGUCUGUAUAGACAUCAAAUUGUUUUGCAUUUUCCGUAACAGACACAUUUUUGUGUCCAACCGCUACUUUUGACUUCAAACACUCCUGGAUUUUAAUGUCAUCUGGUUCAUUUACACUCAUUUUACCUGCCAAUCACACUUAUGGAGGAUAACGAUCCAACGCCUCACCACCCUGCAGAAACACUAAAUAUUCAACUUUCUAGUGCAAACAUCUUAGUACAUUUGAAAAAAGACAAAACUUACAAGUAACUUCAGCAAGACAUGGGAGCUUGCUUUAAAUUAAUAAAUACUUGACAUUAUAUAUUGAUUUUGAAAUAAAUACUAGCUCCAUUGGCAGAUUAUUUCAAGGGAAAAAUGUCUUGUGAAAUAAUCUGCCAGUGGAUCUAGUACAUUUUCCUCAUUAUUAAAAAUUUUUUGACUCAAAACAAGCUGCUGUACCUUGCUGAAAGCUUUCUUGUAACUUAGUUUUGUCUUAUUUGAAGACAAAACUAAUUUCUAGUGCAAAUCAUAGUGAAUAUGAUUUGCACUAGAAUCUAGACUAAAACUGCUUGCUAAGAUCUAGUGUUUUUGCUGUGGUCUGACCCGUCCUGGUUUCCAUUCACUAAACUGGAGUCCGUGUUGGAGCAUUCAUUAGCUCCUCUGCUGCUGAUUGUGUUUUUGGUGAUGCUUUUCUCCAGCCAGUCUGCAUCUCUGUGCUCCAGUGAAUCCCCCAGAGACCAACCGGCUCUCUCCAAUGAAUCUUCACUCCGUGACGUUUAUUCUUUGACCUUUUUCCCCCGGUGUAACCACUCUGCAUUAGGCUCGUUGUUUGGCAGGAGGACUGAAGGCGGAUAGAUUGAACCGGAGGUAGUUUAUCUUCGCUCUUUGGCUCGCGCUCCACUCAUCGGCUGGGCGCUGCCACUCUUCCUCAGGGCUGAAAUGGAAAAUGGAUGAAGCUGGAAAUGAAACUGUAUGUACGGAAAGGCAGCUGCUGCGUCAGCCUCACUGUGAACCUUUUUUUCUUAUGCAUUAUUGAUACAACACUUA